CAUCUCUAGAGCUCUCAUUGCUGAGCAGCAUAUCGUGUCACGAUGGGCAGCGGAGGAGGCAGUGAUGCCUACUCGUCCUUCAAGCCGGGUGGGUCACUCAAAUUCAAGGGCGGAGACGACGCAUCCUCGUCCAAGAAGCACAAAAAGGACAAAAAGCACAAGAGCAAGUCCUCGUCGCACCCGUCAUCAUCCUCGAGCUUGAAGCACAAGGAUUCAGCAGCGGACACGGCCGAGGAGCUCAGAAGGUUGGCAGAGCAGGAGGAAGAUGAAGAGCGCCAGAGGGCCAGCGGGAGCAGCGGAGGUAGGAAGAUGACGGAUGCCGAGCGACGAUUCGCUGAGGUGCAGAGAAAGAGGAUGGCCGAACGAGUACGCAAAGAAGCCGGCAAGAGCCACAAGGAGCGCGUCGGGGACUUCAACAAGUACCUCGAGAAGCUGAGCGAGCAUCACGACAUUCCCAAGGUCGGGCCAGGAUAAGAGCUGCGAGCCCCAUACUCACGAAAAAGCAAUGACAUACGAUAUACGAAGUUCACCCACAAUGCCCAUUCUCCACCCUCUCAGGUGGCUCGAAUCUUGUCGAGCAGCACCUCCAUUCUACUGCCCAAAUCUGGCUGCCCGCGCCGACGCCCAACCUCGCUGCCGCUGGCCUUGUUCCACUUCUCUUGACGCUCUUUACGAGCAGCGAGGGCUUCCUCACGUGAGGCAUACUUUGGCGGCUGACGAGCUUGCUGAGAGGCUGUGUCUGCUGAGGAUGCUGAUGGAGCGUCUGUGCGGGAUUGACCGCUACCCUUCACCGCACUGCCGCGCUUGCCACCUAUAGGCACCGCAGGGCCAGCUCGAUCCUGUCUUCUUCGAGGGCGCUGAUCUCCUGCAUCUUCACCUUCCGCCUCAUCGUCUGACGGCGGUGGCGGUCCUGCCCUUCCUCUACUCCGCCUCGUAUCCUCUUCCUUCUCCUGACCACCUUCUCUUGCCU
Jaminaea rosea is the source of this 970-nucleotide messenger RNA. Its product is annotated as DUF1754-domain-containing protein. Gene Ontology annotation, cellular component: nucleolus. NCBI's taxonomy places the organism in Eukaryota, Fungi, Basidiomycota, Exobasidiomycetes, Microstromatales. The transcript has 2 exons. The coding region runs from base 43 to 474 and encodes 143 amino acids. The record is from RefSeq and is a predicted model, not a curated record.